Messenger RNA from Babesia ovata, 420 nucleotides. RefSeq names its product ATP-citrate synthase beta chain 1-like protein, putative. Bases 1 to 420 code for a protein of 139 amino acids. The record is from RefSeq and is a predicted model, not a curated record. The transcript has 2 exons. Lineage: Eukaryota; Apicomplexa; Aconoidasida; Piroplasmida; Babesiidae.
AUGCCGCGUCCGAACUUGGAACAACUGAAGACUGAGUAUGUUCAGCGUCCGGAGGCGGACCACUCUUUCCAGGUGAAGUUGCACCUGGGAUACGUGGUUUACCAGGGAGCAGAAUUAAGCUCCCCUUCCGUCGCCCCGUCCCCUCCAUCAGCAAUGCUGCCAUCCGGUGGAGCAUCUUGCGUAGUAGGCCUCCUAGAAGUAAAGCUUUCGUUGGGACCUGAAGCGGUAAGGAUUAUCGGAGGCUGUCUUAUGUCAUGUGCCAAUGAAGGCACGUGUCCGUCCCGACCCCGACUAACACCUGAACCAAGUGACUGGGAAGCUGACACAGCGGGAGAAUCUGCGUCAUUACCAACCUGGGAGCCUUCAUCGCCUUUACUAUUAUGGUCAAAAGAUGGAGAUGCCGACUCAGCCGGGAACUGA